Messenger RNA from Thermothielavioides terrestris NRRL 8126, 1753 nucleotides. RefSeq lists its product as uncharacterized. The record is from RefSeq and is a predicted model, not a curated record. The coding region runs from base 195 to 1544 and encodes 449 amino acids. NCBI's taxonomy places the organism in Eukaryota, Fungi, Ascomycota, Sordariomycetes, Sordariales, Chaetomiaceae. The transcript has 4 exons.
GGCGUGGCUGCAGCCCCAAGAGCCUCAUGGCUCUCAAAAAGCGGGACGCAGCCGGUGCGUCCAGCGCCCCGGUCCCUCCUCUUCGCGGGGAAAAGUCUUGUCAUGACCUGCGUGGGGACGCGUCUCCUGCUCUCUUGUUGAUUUUCCCCAGCCAGCGGGCCUGUCGCCGUGCUCCUGUUCCGUAUCCUUGAGCCAUGAGCAAGGCCAUCCGCUUCGCCGCUCUGGCCUGUGCGCUUGGCAUCGCCGACUCCAAGGUUCUGAAAUGGAGCGAUAAUGGCCCAAGAUGGAUUCCUCCCCGCGAGACGCUCGCCUACUUGCCGUCCCUGGGCAUGAACCCGCCGAGUCCGACCCCGCCACCGGAGGUUGAGCCUCGAGAUGGACUUCGUGCUCGAGAUCCCACGCAGAACACUUGCGCAUACGUUGACGGCAUCGGCAUCUCGUCGCUGUAUUGCGACGCCACUGCCAACUGUGUAUACAACUCGAUCAACUCACAUAUUGGAUGCUGCGAUGACGGCUCCACUUACUGCCCCGUUUGGACGACUUGCUAUGACUCGACGGAGCGAUCCAGCUAUUCCACAAACAACGGCUUCACCCUCUGGUGCGGCAACUCGACAUAUCCGCAUUGCAUUACCCAUCUAUACUACGAUGCCCGGUUUACCGGUUACACCCUGCUCGGCUGCGCUGUCGCUGCGGGUACAGACAAAGUCUGGUUCACCUCUACCGACGGCACAACAUCAACAAGCAGCAGUUCGUCCAGCAUCUCCACAACCACAAGCUCGAGUUCCACCUCCUCCUCCUCUUCAUCCUCCUCCUCUUCCUCAUCCUCCAGCGGUAGUCCUAGCUCAAGCUCCCCCACUCCCGCCCCAGCCACGACCACCGAUUCCCAAGGCUCGUCGACCCCUGUUGGCCCGAUCGUCGGCGGCGUCGUCGGUGGCGUAGCCGCCCUCGCCUUGAUCGGCCUCGGCAUCUGGGCGCUGAUGCGACUGAACAACAAGCAAAAGACGGACGCCGCCGCCGGCGCCGCCGCCGCGGCUGCUGCUGCUGCUGCGCAACAACAACCUCCCCCUCCCGGCCCGCCCGGCCCGCACAUGUCCCAGAUGCAGCCUCCGCAAGGCUACUACGGUGUGGCGGCCGCCGGCGCCGGCUUCAACCAGUUCGAUCCGCGCUCCAGCAUCGCCAAGCCCGUCGCCUACAGCACGACCGAAAGCACCCUCUAUGCCGGCGGCGGCGGCGACCACCAGACCCUCGGCUCGGCUCCCAGCUCCUCUCCACCCCACAGUCCCAACCAGGGCUAUCCCACGCAGCACACACCGUCGCCGCCGCCGCAGGGACAGUUCGUACAGCAGCAGCCGCCGCCGCCGCCGCAGCAGCAGGGCUAUGUGCAGCAGCAAUUCGGGAAUGUGCCGCCUGCUGCGGCGCCCGGCGCGGGGUACCAGCAGCAGCCGCCACAGCAGGGGCAGCAGUAUGGUUACGCACCGGUGGCGUAUACAGUCGAGUUGCCGACGCAGAGGGGGGAUGGACAGCUGAGGGAGCUGCAGGGUUAAUGAGCAACGGGGAGGACGGGGAGGAUGUAGUAACGCUGGUUUGGGCGUCUUGAUGGGCGAGCCCCUUGAUUGGGGUAUAUACUGGCUAUCUUGGAUAUGUGGUAUGAUUCCAGCACGGCGGCUGUGUACCCGGGGAAAUUGAUGUCUUUGAAAUAUGCCGAAGAGUGUCUCGCUUUGACGCUUGGGGUUGCACCCACCGACAGGCGCUC